Molecule: messenger RNA, 1306 nt
Organism: Emys orbicularis (European pond turtle)
Lineage: Eukaryota; Metazoa; Chordata; Testudines; Emydidae
Gene: CD40
Product: CD40 molecule
Exons: 9
Coding region: 23-874 (283 amino acids)
Biological process (GO): CD40 signaling pathway; cellular response to tumor necrosis factor; defense response to protozoan
Cellular component (GO): membrane; external side of plasma membrane; CD40 receptor complex
Molecular function (GO): transmembrane signaling receptor activity; protein binding; antigen binding
Source: RefSeq, a predicted model, not a curated record
UCGCCGACGGUCCAGCGGCAUCAUGCUGCCCGGCUCCCUGCUCUGUCUGCUCGGGGGCUGCCUGCUCAGGCACUGGGCGUCUGGCAGCGACUUGAACUGCACCCCACAGGAGUAUCAGCACGAUGGCAGGUGCUGCAACCGCUGUGCGCCAGGACUCAAGGUGCGGUCUGACUGCACUGCCUCGCGGAACACUGAGUGCGAGCAGUGCGAGGCGAGACACUUCCAGUCCAGCUGGACCAAGGAGAGACACUGCACCCCCCACAGAUCUUGCGAUCACAACGCUGGACUUGACACGAGGAGCCCCGGGGAUACCAAGCACAAUGCCGAGUGCCAGUGCCAGCAGGGCAUGUACUGCUCCAGCCCCGACUGCCAGACCUGCUUGAAUAUCACGGCCUGCAGGCCCGGCGAAGGAGUUGCUCGGAAAGCCGACAACUUUUCAGACACAGUCUGUGUGCCGUGUGAACAUGGCAGCUUCUCCAACAUCUCCUCCACCUCCGAGCCGUGCCACCUCUGGACAAGCUGCGAGACACUGGGGCUGGUGCGGAAGGUGCCUGGGACAAACCGCUUGGAUGUGGCUUGUGAGCGUGGCCGCGGACGCUUCCCAGUGCUGAUCUCUUUUAUGGCCAUUAUUGGAGCCUCUCUCGUGGGGCUCAUUCUCUUCUGCCUGUAUCAGAAAGGUCUCCAGCAGCACAGACUGAAGCAGGGCCCGGAGCAGCUGGAUCCCGUGGAGACUGUGGUGCUGCCAGCCGUGGAGGUGUGCGUGGAGCAUGACGAGCGCCAAGACUUCCCUGUCCAGGAGACCCUGCUGGGGCGCCAGCCCGUAGCACAGGAGGAUGGCAAGGAGAGCCGCAUCUCGGAGCAGGAGAGGCUGUGAGGCCCUGUCGUGGGGAGCAUCUGCCUCGCCCAGCACACACAGCCAGGGCUGGCCUCCUCCGCCUGGCACACAGCAGGGCCCAGCCCAGGGGGCUGUGCCAUGGGGUAACCCAGUGCCCUCCUCCCCUCCCUGGCUCAGCCCCGGGCAGGGGGCAGUGAGAGGGGGCCCAGCACAGCCAGGAGCAGAGCAUUCAGGGGCGUGUACAGAGAGCGGGGUGGAGCAGUGGCUCUCACCCUUUCCCGACUCCUGUACCCUUCAGGGGACUGAUUUGUCUUGUGUACCCCUGAGUUUCACCUCACAUAAAAAUGACUUGCUUGCAAAAUCAGACAUAGAAACCCAAAAGCGUCACAGCGCACUAGUACUGCACAACAGCUGACUUUCUCAUUGUGACCAUAUCGUUCUAAAAUAAAGCGAUUGGGAUAUGAAUAUUGU